GGUCGUCGCAUGAUGGAGGAUCUGCGAGCCUAGAGCCCUCCCGAUCUGCUCUCCAGCGGACGCUGUUACCCUUUGUUGCCGAUUUGCAGUUGAUUACGGUAAUCAUGACGAAUCCAGAUCGGUCUCACAACGUGUUAUCGGCGUUGAUGGAUUGCAGGUUCAUCCCGCUGGUUUCAAGACGACCCCUGAUCCCAUGAGGAGGAGUUCAUCGUAUAUAAGGACGACUGUGCCACAUGCUCUGUACAUUCAAAUUCUUCCCACAAGAACGUCUACUCUUUCAUACCAUACUCUAAUAUACCCACACUCAUACCUAAUUAAUAUCCUUAAUCAAGAUGGCGCCCAAGAUCGCGAUUGUUUACUACUCUAUGUACGGCCACAUCAGGCAGCUUGCUGAGGCUGCCAAGGCUGGCAUUGAGAAGGCCGGUGGCACUGCCGACCUCUACCAAGUCCCCGAGACCCUCUCCGACGAGGUCCUCGCCAAGAUGUACGCCCCGCCCAAGCCCACCGACAUCCCCGUCAUUGAGGACCCUGCGAUCCUCAAGGAGUACGAUGGCUUCCUCUUCGGCAUCCCCACCAGAUACGGCAACUUCCCUGCCCAGUGGAGGGCCUUCUGGGACAAGACCGGUGGGCUCUGGGCCACCGGCGGUCUCUACGGCAAGGCGGCCGGUCUCUUCAUCUCCACUGCUGGUCUCGGCGGUGGCCAGGAGUCGACUGCCAUUGCGGCCAUGAGCACCCUCGCCCACCACGGCAUCAUUUAUGUGCCUCUCGGCUACGCCAAGGUGUUCGGUGAGCUGUCCGACCUCUCGGCGGUCCACGGCGGCAGCCCUUGGGGUUCUGGCACCCUUUCCGGUGGUGAUGGCAGCAGGCAGCCCAGCGAGAGCGAGUUGAAGGUUGCGGGCAUUCAGGGCGAGGAGUUCUACAACACCUUGUCCAAGCUUACCGGUGCGUGAGAAACUGCAACUGGUAUGCAUCCUUUGGUUGUAAUGUGCGCGAAAGCGAUGUCUCUGCGAGUGGUUGCUAACGGUGAUUCUCCUUUAAAGGCUCGAAGAAGGCGAAGACAAGUGACACUGGCGCGAAAGCAACUGCUGUUGCUGCCAAUCAAACAGCUUCGCAACCCAAGCCGGCGCCGCAGCAGAAGAAGGAACCCGUGAAGCAAGAACAGCAACCUACUAAGCAGAAGGAAACCAAAGAAGGGCCUUGCGGAUUGCCGUCCAAAUGCGUCAUCCUUUGAAAUUUGACAGUUUAGCAUGCAAUUGAUACCAAGUCAAGACAGUUAACAGUUGAUUUGUCCCACUCCUUGUUUUGUGAAAGGUCGAAGAUACAUGAUCUGCUGGAGUGGUGAGGUUGAGCUCGACAAAGAGAAGCUGCAGUGGUGGUGGAUGGUGCCG
Messenger RNA from Neurospora hispaniola, 1388 nucleotides. RefSeq names its product putative 1, 4-benzoquinone reductase. NCBI's taxonomy places the organism in Eukaryota, Fungi, Ascomycota, Sordariomycetes, Sordariales, Sordariaceae. Gene Ontology annotation, cellular component: membrane. The transcript is spliced from 3 exons. Gene Ontology annotation, molecular function: NAD(P)H dehydrogenase (quinone) activity; FMN binding. The record is from RefSeq and is a predicted model, not a curated record. Bases 333 to 950 code for a protein of 205 amino acids.